UGGCGUAUGGACAAGUGAAAAUGGUAGUGGCAGCAGAAAAACAAAUAUACAAUCCCCAUUAAACCCAAAAAUCAGGGUUUUCGAAGGGUUUUAGAGCCAUCAAUUGCCGUAUAUUACUUCACAACAUAAAUUCCCCCGGAAAAUCGUCAAAUCCGCCAUGAGAAGAGCUUCAUCUGCUCUACUCCCGCAGCUCCGGCGAGGCCAUAAAAUCCAUUUAUCUUUUCUUGGCAGCAGUUGUUCUUUCUCCCAUCUGAACUCCCUUCCCAACCCUCCAAUUCCUGCUCCAAAUGGAACAGCAUCCAAUUCAACGGGUUCCUUUGAUUUCAAGAACCAAUUUUUAUCCCGAAACUUCACGACCCUUGUGGAGAAUACCUCCAUCGAAUCUCCUAUGUCCUCAAGGCAAAGAAAAAUCAGAGAAAGAUUGCAACUUGAGGAAGCUUUCGAGUCUGCAGAGUCCAGCGAGGAAAUGCUUAAGGCAUUCAAGGAAAUGGAAGCAGUAUUUGACGAAGGAGAGCUUGGGUUGGCUUGCUUGAAACUGGGGCUGAAACUAGAUCAAGAAGGUGAGUAUCCUGAAAAAGCUUUCACUUUUGCUAAUAGGGCUCUGAAAAUUUUUGAUAGAGAUGAUGCAAAACCCUCUCUGCCUCUUGCUAUGACUUUGCAAUUGUUGGGUUCUUUGUGCUUCGGAUUAAAAAGGUUUAAUGAUAGUUUAGGGUACCUUAAUAGGGCAAACAGGUUAUUGCAGCAUCUGGAAGGAGAUAAUUCUUGUAGUUCUGAUGAUAUUAGGCCUAUUCUCCAUGCUGUCCAGUCUGAAUUGUUUAAUACUAAGACCGCAAUUGGGAGGAGAGAGGAGGCUAUUGUUCAUCUUAGGAAUUCAUUAGAGUUAAAAGAGAUGAUGUUGGAAGAAGAUUGUAGAGAACUAGGAAAUGCUAAUAGGGAUGUUGCGGAGGCAUAUGUUGCGGUUUUGAAUUUCAAGGAGGCAUUGCCAUUUUGCUUGAAGGCAUUGAACAUACAUAAAACGCAAUUGGGACAGAAUUCACUGGAAGUGGCCCAUGACAGGAGGCUUCUGGGAGUUAUAUACACUGGAUUGGAGGAGCAUGAUAAGGCACUCGACCAAAAUAAGUUGGCUCAGAGGGUCUUCAAAACUUGGGGUUGCAGUUCUGAACUGCUCCGGGCUGAAAUUGAUGCGGCCAAUAUGCAAAUAGCUUUGGGAAGAUAUGAUGAAGGUAUGGAUACUUUGAAGGGUGUUGUACAAGACACUCCAAAAGAUAGUGAAGAUCGAGCUAUGAUUUUCGUUUCCAUGGCAAAGGCUUUGUGUCAUCUGGAGAAGUUUGCUGAGUCAAAGCGUUGUCUAGUCAUUGCCUCAGAGAUCUAUAACAAAAAAGAAGCAGCCUCGCCCGUGGCAGUUGCUGAGGCAUAUAUGGAGAUAUCAAUGCAGUAUGAGACCAUGAAUGAAUUUGAAACUGCGAUCUCCUUGUUGAAGAAGGCGCAGGCAAUGCUUGACAAGAUUGCAGAGGAGCAACAUUCCGUUGGAAGUGUUUCUGCUAGAAUUGGCUGGUUACUACUUCUGACCAGUAAGGUUGAAGAAUCACUUCCGUACUUGGAGGAUGCAGCUGAAAGAUUAAAAGAGAGCUUUGGAAGUAAGCAUUACGGAAUAGGUUAUGUAUACAAUAAUCUGGGCGCUGCAUAUUUGGAGCUAGAUAGACCUCAGUCUGCUGCGCAAGUUUUUGCAUAUGCAAAAGAUAUCAUGGAUGUCUCUCUAGGUCCACAUCACGUAGAUUCUAUUGAGGCAUGUCAAAAUUUGUCAAAAGCCUAUUCUGCCAUGGGAAACUACCAGCUUGCAAUUAACUUUCAAGAGAAAGCAAUUGAAGCUUGGGAAGGGCACGGUCAGAGUGCUGAAGAGGAAGUCAAUGAAGCUCGCCAACAACUUGAACAGUUGAAGAAGAAAGCCUAUGAUGCUUCCGCAAAUGAGGCUCUCAUGAAUGCCUUACCUUCACCCCAGACAACGGAUGCAUCUGCUAGUUGACACUUGACAAUUGAAGCACGGAGGUUUUUCUAUCCUUGCCGAAUGUACUUGUUAAAAAACUUGUGUCUUUUUUUGUUCAAGCUGGCAAUAGAGAUGUAGAAUCUAAAUUUUGACUUCAAAACUUUGUUACUGUAUUUAGUGUGAGUAUUAAUUAGUUUUCAACACCUACGUAAGUAAUUGUUUUACAUGGGAUUUAAGUAUUUGAUGCAUUGAUGCUGAUGGUUUAAAUUUUGUAAGUGAAUGGAAAUACAUAUACGAAAAAGGAAGCAAAUAGGUCAGAUGUUGUCCACAAAUUUGAUUGUCCCGGGUGACAAGGCUACUCGUGGGGAUUUAGAAACUAGAAUUGUUAAGGGAAACCAUCUUUGCGCAGAAUGAUGCUUAGUAACAUGAACAGCAUGUGAUUACCUUAAAGUUUUUCGAUUAAAUAAAUUUCAACUUGUCGCUGAAAAUGUGAAGUCAAAGCCUUUUUAUUGCAUUUAGCUGUUUGCAGUGUUCACAUUUGGAGUAACUUCGAAACUAUCAAAACUAUAAUGCUUAUAUUACUCUGAAGAACUACGUUUAUUUAGGUCAAAUUUCCUG
This is a messenger RNA of Oldenlandia corymbosa var. corymbosa, 2602 nucleotides long. The record is from the annotation of a GenBank genome assembly. NCBI's taxonomy places the organism in Eukaryota, Viridiplantae, Streptophyta, Magnoliopsida, Gentianales, Rubiaceae.